Daucus carota subsp. sativus is the source of this 2121-nucleotide messenger RNA. Its product is annotated as probable zinc metalloprotease EGY2, chloroplastic. The record is from RefSeq and is a predicted model, not a curated record. The transcript is spliced from 14 exons. The coding region runs from base 235 to 1956 and encodes 573 amino acids. Lineage: Eukaryota; Viridiplantae; Streptophyta; Magnoliopsida; Apiales; Apiaceae. Gene Ontology annotation, biological process: proteolysis.
AAGGGAUUUAGUGUUCGGACAAGAAAAUACCGAACAACCAAUCCAGAUUAAGGCGGGUAAUUACAAUUUUAUCACACUUCUCUCUCUGUCUCUCCUCUCCUCUGCUCUCAACAAGAUAAGAUAUCUUCAACUUUUUUCUUUGCACACUACUCAACCAAAUUCUCUGCAGAACCAUCACAACAUUUUACCAAAUGUGGUUCCACCUAUCAUAAGCUCUUCAUAUAAGCCACAAAUAUGAACUUUUCAGCUGCCACUUUUAGAGGCAACUCCAUUCCAUUUUCAUGCUGCACUUCAUGCUCUACAAUCCGCAGCUUUCACCCCUCCGUAUCUUCGCGCUUUAGGCACUCCAGCAAUCACCUCAUUUUCAGUUCUAAGCUAGUAUUUUCGAGGAAUAGGGAGGUUUUAUGCAAGGGGGCUGAAACACAAACUGGCCCUGGUGAUAAUGAAGAUAAGGGAAGGGAAGAGCAUGAAGAGGGAGAACUGCCAGAAACAAGUUCGACUGAUUCUGAAGUUAAUUCCCAGCCCAUUCCUGCUGAUAAUCAAGAAAAUGAGCUGCCGGUUGUUAUUGAAAGCCGGGAUAGUCUAAAUGAUGUUAUAAAGAGCCUUGAUAAUUUAUAUAAAGCUAGUGGUGCUAAGCCGGAAGGAGGCACUGAGGAUAAGGAACAGCCCGUUGUUAUAGAGAGGCUUGAUAGUCAGAACUUAGCUGAUAGUAGUGGUGCAGACAUUAAGCCUGAAGGGGGCAUGGAGGGUGCUGAUGAAGUAGAAGUCGCAAGUGGAUCUCCUCUGCCAGGUGUCAAGCCCCAAUUACUUGAUGAACGCAUUACGAUCCCCAAGGAGACAAUUGACAUACUGAGGGACCAAGUAUUUGGCUUUGACACCUUCUUUGUGACUGGACAGGAGCCAUACGAGGGUGGAGUAUUGUUUAAAGGGAACUUGCGUGGGGAGGCUGCUAAGAGUUAUGAAAAGAUAGCAAAAAGGUUGCAGGACAGGUUUGACGAUCAAUUUAAGCUUUUCUUACUAAACAACCCCGAAGACGAUAAACCUGUUGCAGUUGUGGUUCCGAGAAAGACCUUGCAGCCAGACACAGCUGCCGUCCCAGAGUGGUUUGCAGCAGCUGCAUUUGGAUUAGUUACAGUCUUCACACUACUUCUACGUAAUGUGCCUGCUCUGCAGUCAAACUUAUUAUCAAUUGUUGACAAUCUUGACACACUGGAAAAUGGUCUUCCUGGAGCCCUUGUAACUGCACUUGUAUUGGGUGCACAUGAAAUCGGCCACAUUCUAGUUGCAAGCAGUUCAGGAGUAAAGCUUGGGGUGCCCUUUUUCGUUCCGAGCUGGCAGAUAGGCUCUUUUGGUGCUAUAACAAGAAUCAUGAAUAUUGUACCAAAACGUCAAGAUCUCCUAAAGGUUGCUGCAGCAGGACCUUUAGCUGGUUUCUCCUUGGGCCUUGUUCUUUUGCUUGCGGGGUUUUACUUGCCACCCGCUGAUGGCAUUGGUGUUAUUGUUGAUGCUUCCGUAUUUCAUGAGUCACUCCUUGUUGGGGGAAUUGCUAAAUUGCUUCUUGGGGAUGUUCUCAAGGAAGGUGGUCAGAUAUCUCUCAACCCCCUUCUUGUAUGGGCUUGGGCUGGACUUCUCAUCAAUGCAAUUAACAGCAUCCCCGCAGGGGAGCUAGAUGGGGGGAGAAUUGCAUUUUCCAUAUGGGGAAGAAAGGCGUCAGCUCGCUUUACUGGUGCCUCCAUCGUGCUCCUUGGCCUAUCCUCAUUGUUUAGCGACGUCGCAUUCUAUUGGGUAGCAUUAAUAUUCUUCUUGCAGAGGGGGCCAAUAGCUCCACUGUCGGAGGAAAUUACAGAUCCAGACAAUAAUUACAAAGCACUGGGAGUUACAGUUUUGCUAUUAGGACUGCUGGUAUGCUUGCCAUACCCUUUCCCUUUCUCUAGUGAGGCUAUUACAAGUUUUUAGUGCACAUACUCCAUUAAUAAUUAUGGCAAGGAUGUGCCUUCCAUCUGUUUUGACAUUAAGUUCAACUAGUAGAUAGAUACCAGAGAUUCACAGAGUUUCAAUGAUAUACAUUGCACCAUAAUUGCUUGUCAUCAACUUCAAUAAAUAGUAGUAGUCUUAUACUCU